GAACGUAAAAUACAGAAGAAAAGAUUGGAGCAGGAGCAGGUGGAGGUGGUGGGGGGUGGCAGUGUUACCUCUGAUGGUGAAAAGGAAAGAAACAGAUGCACAGAGAUUUUGAGGGUUGCAAGCAGAAGCAGGGUUGAGUCUAAUGAAAUCAGAUACAUAGACAAGGUGAAAGAAAGGGAAGGAAGUGAGUGUAGUGCGUUCUUUAGGAGAGAGUGAUCGUUUGUGGGGGCUUGUAUUUUGGGGUGAGAGAAAGGAGCUAUGCACAAAACCAAGCCAACAUCAAUUCCCACUUAUUGUUUCUCUGUACUUCACCAAAUCACAAGAGGUGCCUCCUUAUUUCUGCGUUCUUCAAUUGGUAGCUUUUGCUUGGAUUCUUGGCAGCCUAUAACGGAGUAAUUGGUUUAAGGGUAAGGUCAUCUCUGAACAUCUGGGAAUUCUACUUAAUCAACAGUCCAGUAGUCAUCUUUAUCUGAAGGUUUAGGCUUGAAAAUGGGGGUUCUGCAACAGAAUUUUCAUGGUGCCAAGAAAUUGACCUUUCAAUUUCAAGACCAGGAUUCUUCUUCAACUCAGUCAACUGAUCAAUCUUACCCUGAAGUAGCUAGCAUGGGAGAAGGACUUGCUGAAACUCUUGGGAAGGCUGAGGGAGGUGACACUAAGUUAGCGACAUCAAUGGGAACUCAGGAUUUUAUCUUCCCAUCUCAAGUUGACUAUAGCCAAUCCAUUGGUCGCAUUCCUUUCCAUUUUGCAGAACCAUAUUUUGGUGGCCUACUAGCUGCUUAUGGGCCACAAGCAAUCGUAAGCUCUGUAUUUUCGAUUCAUCAUCCUCAGAUGUAUGGAAUGGCUUCUUCUCGGGUACCGCUCCCUCUUGAAUUUACAGAAGAUGAACCCAUUUUUGUCAAUGCAAAACAGUACAAUGCAAUUCUUAGGAGGAGAAGGUAUCGUGCCAAGCUCGAGGCUCAAAAUAAACUCAUAAAAAGUCGUAAGCCAUAUCUUCAUGAAUCUCGGCACCUUCAUGCACUGAGGAGGGCUAGGGGUUCUGGUGGACGCUUUCUCAAUGCGAAACAGCUCCAGGAGUCCAAUCCUAAACUCUCAAGCCAUGGACUGGAUGCCACAGGCUCUGCUGAACUUCAUUUGGCCGGAAAUAUGUCAGAAUCUGAAAUUCAUCAGCCAGAAAAUCACAGAGAUGGUGCUUCUACCACUUCUUGCUCAGAUAUCACAAGUGCCUCCAACAGUGAUGACAUCUUCCAGCAGCCAGAGUUCAAGUUCUCUGGGUACCCUUCCCAUGUGGUUGGGACCAUGCAAGGGCGCUCAGUUGGCAUGCAUGGCGGUGGAAGUCAGCACCAUCUUCCUGUUCUGUGAGAGAAGAGGCUACGACCAACCUCAGCAGUAUGUGUUUGUCACAGCUGCUAAUGUUCCCUGGGGAAGUCAUCCUUGGCUCAGUUAAUCUGCAUUUUGUUUGUCUCAUUGCAUGCAAGCUUAUUCUCAAAAACUGAUGAUGUGAUGUGAUGUGUGUGUUCAUUUUGUGGUUGCAGAUACAUGUGAAUUGAAAACUUAUGGCAACUGAUGUCAAAUUUAAGAUCAUGUUUCAUUUUGCUCAAA
Molecule: messenger RNA, 1599 nt
Organism: Manihot esculenta (cassava)
Lineage: Eukaryota; Viridiplantae; Streptophyta; Magnoliopsida; Malpighiales; Euphorbiaceae
Product: nuclear transcription factor Y subunit A-3
Exons: 7
Coding region: 490-1359 (289 amino acids)
Biological process (GO): regulation of transcription by RNA polymerase II
Cellular component (GO): CCAAT-binding factor complex
Molecular function (GO): RNA polymerase II cis-regulatory region sequence-specific DNA binding; DNA-binding transcription factor activity, RNA polymerase II-specific
Source: RefSeq, a predicted model, not a curated record